AUGAAUGCCACAACUUCACCUACCUCCUCGGAGAUAACAUCCGUGGACAACCUCGACGAAACAAUUGGGAACAUAGCUCGGCAAGUCACGCAAACGUCAAACCGUGAUCCCGGACACAGCACAAACACAAAUAACGCUAUCAAUCCACAAAAGGGAAGUAACCUCGAUCCUUUCUCGCCUGCAUUCGACGUAAAGGCCUGGACCCGGGCGUUCAUCGACGUCUUCGAUGCCGACCCCAACGCCGCGCCUCACCGGGCAGUCGGUGUUGCCUACAGGGACCUGAGUGUCUGCGGUUCCAGCACGGGGAGUCAAUACCAGAAGACUGUUGGAAACAUCUUGCUAAGCACGGUCACAUCCCUCUUUGAACAAUUGACCGGCAGAGCCAAGAAUCAGGUUAAGAUUCUCGAUGGGUUCGAGGGAAAGGUCGAGCCGGGCGAAAUGCUCCUCGUGCUUGGGCCGCCUGGUUCAGGAUGCUCGACUCUGCUCAAGACGCUUGCAGGACGAAAAGAGGGUCUGGAAGUCUCCAAGGAGUCUCACAUCAGCUAUCGAGGAAUCGACCCGGCUGACAUGCACACUCGCUUCAGAGGCGAUAUCAUGUACAACGCCGAGCUCGACGUCCACCUCCCCGCACUAACGGUUGGCGACACCCUCGAAUUCGCCGCACGAGCACGAGUACCCUCUGUCGUCCCCGGUGGUUUCUCUCCAAAGCAGUUUGCGCGCAUUCUACGAGACGUAACCAUGGCCAUGUUCCGCAUUACCCAUACCAUCAACAGCAAGGUUGGCAACGAUUAUAUACGCGGUGUGUCAGGGGGUGAACGAAAGCGUGUUAGUAUUGCCGAGGCCGCUCUGGUACGGGCCAAGUUGCAAUGCUGGGAUAAUAGCACCCGUGGCCUUGAUAGUGACAAUGCGCUAUCUUUCUGCGAGACCCUUCGAGUACAAGCCGAUAUCAUGGACAUUGCGGCGGUGGUUGCGAUUUAUCAGGCUCCCCAGUCGGCUUAUGAUGUCUUUGACAAUGUCACCGUCUUAUAUGAAGGGCGGCAGAUCUUCUUCGGACCUACGAAGGAUGCGAGAAGAUACUUUGAAAGCUUAGGAUUUGAAUCCCCUGAGCGACAAACAACAGCAGAUUUCCUGACCUCCAUGACAUCUCCCCACGAACGCCGAAUUCGAUCCGGUUGGGAAUCUCAGGUCCCAAGAACAGCAGCCGAAUUUGCUACUCGCUGGCAGGAGUCUAAAGAACGCAAAGCCCUGCUGGCUCAGCUUUCCGCCUAUGACCAAGACCAUCCACGAGAGGAGCGGCUACAGCAUUUCUCCGCCAGCCACAAAGCCGAACGCAGCAAGGCUCAACGCCUCAAGUCUCCUUACACCAUUCCAUAUCUUCGUCAAGUCCAGCUAUGCCUGUGGCGAAGCUGGAAGCGCUUGGUAGCGGACCCUGGCUUCACCAUUGCCCAGCUACUCUUCAACCUCGUUAUGGGCUUUGUGCUGGGCAGUAUGUUUUAUAAACUUCGUGACGACACGAGUAGUCUCUAUUACCGUGGUGGUUUGAUCUUCUUCGCCAUGUUGUUCAACGCGUUUGCAAGCGAGCUGGAAGUCCUCACCCUCUAUGCCCAGCGCCCCGUGGUGGAGAAACACAACCAGUAUGCUCUUUAUCACCAGUCAGCUGAAGCCAUUGCGAGCUACGUUAUGGAGCUUCCAUACAAGACGACCAAUACCAUUGUCUUCAAUCUCAUUCUUUACUUUCUGGCCCAGCUUCGGCAGGAUGCCGGGGCGUUCUUCUUCUUUGUUCUUACUGCCUAUCUCAUCCUGCUGACCAUGUCAGGAGUAUACCGUACGGUGGCAUGUAUUACCAGGACCUCACACCAGGCAAUGGUACCGUCCGCUAUCCUUACCCUCGGCCUGAUGCUUUACAGUGGGUUCACUAUCCCUGUUGGUUCUAUGAGGGGCUGGGCACGAUGGAUCAACUAUAUCAACCCCCUCGCGUAUGGCUUUGAAGCACUGAUGGUGAACGAAAUGCACGGUCGACAGUUUCCCUGUGCCAGUAUCGUUCCAUCUGGACCUGGGUAUAGCCACUUGACUAGUUCUCAGAGCACUUGCGCCGUCGUUGGGGCUGUUCCCGGUGCUACGACUGUCAAUGGAGACAGAUAUCUGGGGGAUACCUACCAGUACUACUACGCUCAUAAGUGGAGGAACAUCGGAAUACUCUUCGGUUACACGAUUUUCUUCUUCUUCACCUACAUUUUGAGUGCAGAGUAUGCUCGUCCUGCGCCCAGUCGGGGUGAAAUACUGGUCUUCCGUCGCGGGGCAUCUUUUCCUACCAAGCAGCACCAAAACGACGAGGAGCUCCAGUCCACUGGCCAUCAACUUGUUGAGAAGCCUUCCACGCCGUCCAUGCCGCAAAGCACACCCUCCUCCAAGCAGCCAGCACCUAGCGUAUGUGGCAAAUCAGUCUUCCACUGGGAAGACAUUUGCUAUGACAUAAUGAUCAAGGGUAAAGAGCGAAGAAUCCUGGAUCAUGUUGACGGGUGGGUACAGCCCGGAGUGACGACUGUUCUCAUGGGCGCCUCGGGAGCCGGCAAGACGACACUCCUCGACACACUGGCAGGUCGAAUCUCGGUCGGGGUACUAAGCGGCGAUACCCUGGUCAACGGUAUACCGACUGGUCGCUCAUUUCCCCAUCAGAUCGGUUACGUCCAGCAGCAGGACCUUCACCUCAACACCAUGACGGUCCGUGAAGCACUAGAAUUCAGCGCUGUACUUCGCCAAAGCGAUAGCAUCCCUCGAGAGGAAAAGCUGGCCUACAUCGACGAAGUUGUCUCAGUCUUGGAGAUGUCCGAGUAUAUCGAUGCUAUCAUUGGCGUGCCUGGCGAAGGCCUGAAUGUGGAACAACGUAAGCGUCUAACAAUUGGGAUCGAGCUAGCUGCCCGGCCCCAGCUUCUCAUCUUCUUUGACGAGCCAACGUCUGGACUCGACUCACAAACAUCUUGGGCUAUUUGCGAUUUGAUUGAAAAGCUUGCUAGGAGUGGGCAAGCUGUUUUGUGCACUAUUCAUCAACCCUCGGCGAUGCUCUUUGCUCGGUUUGACAGGUUACUUUUACUGCAACCGGGCGGCAAAACGGUUUACUUUGGUGAGAUCGGUGACAACAGUCGGACCAUGAUCGACUAUCUCGAGAGGAACGGUGCAUUGCCUUGUCCGCCGGAGGCGAAUCCCGCCGAAUGGAUGCUCAAGACAACUCUCCCGUCUGCUGAUGGCCCACAAUGGUUUGACGUCUGGCAGGCCUCACCAGAGUAUUCAGACAUGAAGCAGGAGCUUAUUAGAUUGCGUUCAAUGGAACCUGCGGCUAAUUCCGAUGCGCUCUCCUCCGCCAACACUUCUCACGAGGGCGAAUUUAUCGUCUCAGUUACGACGCAGCUUCGCGAGGCAUUCCUACGUAUGGCCAAGCACUUUUGGCGAUCUCCCGUCUAUAUCUGGUCAAAACUCUCAGUCACCAUUCUUUUUUCUCUCUUCAUUGGCUUUAGCUUCCACGCCGACAAUAGUCUUCAAGGCCUUCAGGAUCAGCUAUACUCGGUCUUCAUGUGUGUCCUCAUCUUCAACCCAUUCAACAAACAAAUCAUGCCCAUGUUUGUACCGCUUCGUGCUCUUUACGAGGUUAGGGAGAGGCCCUCGAGGAUUUAUCGCUGGACAACAUUUAUCCUCUCUCAUGUCCUAAUCGAGCUCAUCUGGAACACCCUCGCUGCCGCCAUCUUCUUCUUCUGCUGGUACUACCCCGCUGGCUUCGUUCGUAAUACGACUUCAGAUGAUAUCCACAUUCGUGGCUUCACCGUAUUUCUCUUCCUUUGGCAACUUAUCCUCUGGAUAUCGACUUUCUCUCAGCUUGCUAUCUGCGCUAUCGAAACGGCCGACCUGGCAGGUGUCCCAGCCUCGCUCGUCUCUGUUCUCUGUAUGGCCUUCUGCGGCGUCGGGGUGGCUCAGACCGAUCUCCCUUCUAUCUGGCGCGACUUCAUGUAUCACGUGUCUCCAAUGACAUAUCUCGUCAGUGGUGCUCUUACAACAAGCUUGCAUGGGUCAAAUGUGACGUGUAUCUCUACUGAGAUAGUGCGCGUUCCUGGUCGAGAGGGUCUCGAUUGUAGCUCCUUCUUGGCCGCUUUUGUCGAACAGGCGGGAGGUUACCUGAUUAAUCCCGAAUCGAGAGGCGAGUGUCAGUAUUGCCCAAUGGCAACGACGGAUCAGUACUUGUUGCAGUUCAGUAUGAAGUAUGAUGAGAGAUGGAGGAACUUUGGUAUUGGUUGGGCCUAUAUCAUCUUCAACAUUGCUGCAACCUGUGGCUUGUAUUGGCUGGCCCGAGUUCCUAGGCGUUAG
This is a messenger RNA of Fusarium odoratissimum NRRL 54006, 4353 nucleotides long. RefSeq lists its product as uncharacterized. The transcript has 10 exons. Bases 1 to 4353 code for a protein of 1450 amino acids. Gene Ontology annotation, biological process: transmembrane transport. Lineage: Eukaryota; Fungi; Ascomycota; Sordariomycetes; Hypocreales; Nectriaceae. The record is from RefSeq and is a predicted model, not a curated record. Gene Ontology annotation, molecular function: ABC-type transporter activity; ATP hydrolysis activity; ATP binding. Gene Ontology annotation, cellular component: membrane.